Molecule: messenger RNA, 765 nt
Organism: Clavispora lusitaniae ATCC 42720
Lineage: Eukaryota; Fungi; Ascomycota; Pichiomycetes; Serinales; Metschnikowiaceae
Gene: TRM9
Product: tRNA (carboxymethyluridine(34)-5-O)-methyltransferase
Biological process (GO): tRNA methylation; tRNA wobble uridine modification
Cellular component (GO): nucleus; cytoplasm
Molecular function (GO): tRNA (5-carboxymethyluridine(34)-5-O)-methyltransferase activity; tRNA binding; S-adenosylmethionine-dependent methyltransferase activity
Source: RefSeq, a predicted model, not a curated record
AUGAGUGUGCCGUCGGUUCCGAUCGAGAUCCAGAACGUUCCCGAAGCCCAGGAGCAGGAGUAUGUCCACCAGGUGUACAAUGAAAUAGCGCCGCAUUUUUCGAAAACCCGCUACAAGCCAUGGCCCAUUGUGGAAAAGUUUUUGCAAUCCCGCCCCGACUACAGUAUCGGGCUUGACGUGGGCUGCGGCAACGGCAAGUACUUGGGCGUCAACAAGAAGUUGUAUGUGAUCGGGUCCGACCGGUCGGACGGGCUUAUUGGCUGUGGCCACCAGAUCGAUUCGACAUACAACUUGGCGGUGGCUGACGGGAUGCAGUUGCCCCACGCCAAGGACACGUUUGACUUUGCCAUUUCCAUUGCGGUGAUCCACCACUUUGCCACGGAGCUGCGCCGUGUGGACGCCAUCAGACACAUUCUCUCGCGGCUCCGGCCCGGCGGCCAGUUUUUGGUUUACUGCUGGGCGUUGGAGCAGGAAAAGUCCCGCAGGGGCUACAAGGAGGGCGACGACCAGGACAUUUUGAUUCCAUGGGUGUUGCAGAAGAACGUGGGGAGGGGGAAGAAGAAGGAGAAGGAGAAGGAUGAAAAAGAGAAAGAUGAGAAAGAGAAAGAUGAGAAAGACGAGAAAGUCGAGCCCGAAACAAAGUACAGGUACUACCAUUUGUACAAGAAGGGCGAGUUGGUGGAAAACGCAGAACGGGCCGGCGGAAAAGUCGUGGAUCACGGCUACGAGAAAGAUAACUGGUGGGCAAUCGUGGAGAAGAUAUAA